AUGUGUUUUGACAAUAGCAAUGUAUCUCAAUGUCUUAAUGGUGGUUAUUGUAGUUUAAAUGGUACUUGUAUAUGUUCGAGUGAUUGUUUCGUAGGUAAUUUCUGUGAGAUUAAUUAUAAUGCGGUUCGUUUUCCACUUACUGGUGCUAUCCUUCAAGAUACUCUAGCAACACGAGACUCUUACAUAGGUUGCUUUUUUCUAUUCGGAUUCAUUGGACUUAUUAACAAUAUUCUAUCAUUGAUAACAUUCAUACGUGAAAAAAUUCGUCUCACAGUAUGUGGCAUUUAUUUAAUAUUGCUUUCCAUAUUCGGUAUAGGACUUACUUUUACUAUUUUCACUUAUAUAAUAACGAUUGUUCGUUAUAAAAAUCAAACAUAUAAAUUAUUUGCUUGUCAUUUCAUACCAUUCAUAGCUGUUGCUUUGAACGAUGGAGUUAUUUUAUUCACUGCAGCAAUUGCUAUUGAACGUAUCCUUAUUGAUUGUUGGAAUUUUCAAACACAAGGACGACGAACAUAUGGAUUGAUCGUAUCCACAAUUAUUAUCGUGUAUGUAUGCUGUUCGAAUAUAGAUGAAAUUUUUCUUCGUCAUAUUUCUGCUGAUAUAACAGGUGAAGAAAUUUGUACCUAUGAUUUUGAUCGAUAUCCAAUAUGGCGUCGCAUUGAUAUUGUUUUUUCCUAUACUCAUGUUCUUAUACCUUGUGUAAUACAUUUUGUCUCAUCAGUAUAUGUUCUUACGGUAAUUGCUCGUCGAAAAAUAUUCAAUCGUGGUUUAGAAAAUAAAUUUUUUCAUAUAUGGUUUGAACAAUUAUAUAUUAAUCGAGAUUUUUUUAUUCCACCAAUAUGUCUUAUUUUUUGUAUUCUUCCACAUGCUAUAUUAGGUCAUUUACUUAAAAUAUGUAUACCAUGUUCAGACAAAAGUAAACUUCGUCUUCAUAUAUCAUUCGUACUUUUAUUAUUUGUUCCACAAAUGUUAAGUUUUAUCUUAUAUGUAUAUCCGAACAAAAAGUAUUGGAAAGAAUUUCAAUAUACAAUUGUUUAUCGUAAAAUUUGCUGCUAUUUUUGUGAUAGACAACGAAGAUUGCAACGACAGAUUGAUACGGGAUCACAAAUGGAACCACGAAGAAUGUCAAUGUGCGUCAUUAAUGAAACAAGUUCUACUACGGAACAAAUGGAGACUACUCUCUAA
Molecule: messenger RNA, 1185 nt
Organism: Rotaria sp. Silwood2
Lineage: Eukaryota; Metazoa; Rotifera; Eurotatoria; Philodinida; Philodinidae
Source: the annotation of a GenBank genome assembly